AUGUCGAAGCUCUUCAUUGGAGGCCUUGCAUGGCAUACCGACGACCAGGCCCUGCGUCAGAAAUUCGAGGAGUUUGGCCAGGUCGAAGAAGCCGUGGUCGUCAAGGACCGCGACACCGGCCGCAGCAGGGGCUUUGGCUUCGUGCGCUAUGCCAAUGACGCUGAGGCAGAUGCUGCUAUGCAGGCUCUGAACAACGAGGAAUUCGACGGCCGUAGGAUCCGCGUCGACAAGGCCUCCGACCGUGCUGGAGGCGGUGGCGGUGGCGGUCGUGGUGGCUACGGAGGCGGCGGUGGUGGUUACCAACGUGGUGGUGGUUACGGAGGUGGUGGUUACGGCGGCGGUGACCGUGGCUACGGUGGUCAACAAGGUGGCUCCUCUUGGGGACCUCCUCAGGGCGGCCAGCAAGGCGGCGGCUACCAGUCUCGUGGCGGUUACGGCGGUCAGGGUGGAGGUUACGGUGGCCAGGAAGGUGGUCAGGGUGGCCAGCAGUGGUAG
Molecule: messenger RNA, 495 nt
Organism: Plenodomus lingam JN3
Lineage: Eukaryota; Fungi; Ascomycota; Dothideomycetes; Pleosporales; Leptosphaeriaceae
Source: RefSeq, a predicted model, not a curated record